Molecule: messenger RNA, 857 nt
Organism: Cannabis sativa
Lineage: Eukaryota; Viridiplantae; Streptophyta; Magnoliopsida; Rosales; Cannabaceae
Exons: 2
Coding region: 42-602 (186 amino acids)
Molecular function (GO): zinc ion binding; nucleic acid binding
Source: RefSeq, a predicted model, not a curated record
CAGCAAAUUUAGCAGCAAGGGAAACACCAGUGACAACAUUAAUGGAGUGCUUGAGGGCACAAAUGCAAGAGUGGACAUACAAUAAUAGAAAGGAGGCACAAAAAUGCACAACAAGGCUGACACCAUCAUCUGAGAAAAAACUCAUAGGGAACUAUGUACAGUCAUUGCGACUAACAGUGAAACCAGCAAACCAAAACCUGUUUGAGGUGAUAGAUGAAGACAGAACAAGAAUAGUAAACUUGAAGGAGAAGACGUGCACAUGCAAUAGAUUUCAAAAAGAUGAAAUGCCAUGUAACCAUGCAGUCGCCGUCAUGAAGGACUUGAACAUAAACACAUACAACUACUGUGCACAAUACUACACAUCAAAAGCAUGGCUGCAAACAUAUGAAGAAACAGUAUACCCAGUUGGAAACGUAAGAGAAUGGGAACUUCCAGAAUUUUUUGAAGACAUCAUAGUGUUGCCUCCAAAGGAGAGAAUCAAGUCUGGAAGGCCGAGGAAAAGAAGAAUGGCAGCAGCUUGGGAAACAAAGAAACAAAACAAGUGUGGCAAGUGUGGACAAAAGGGACAUAACAAAAAGACCUGCAGAAGAAUUACAGCAUAGAAGUGGAAACAACUACACAUCAACCAAAAAACAACUAUAUUAAAACAUUUAGAAAACACAUACUGCAUAUUACGAUUGGUUGUUACAUACAUUUUUUUAUUGUGAUUUUUUAUGUGGAGAGAUAUUGAUAAUAGGGAAUUGGUAUUAUUAUCAUUAAUAUACAAAAGAACAUCAAAUAUUAUAGUUAAAUAAUUAAAUGAGUGGAAGAAGGUUGAAAUUAAUAAGAAGGAAAAAAAACUACAUAAAGUGAUUAAA